UCAGGAGCCACAGGAACAAAGGAAGGAGAGACGAACUCAAUGGAGUCGACAGCAGGAAGCAGAAACAUGCUGUGCACAUGAUACUGUGAGGCUGAGACUCAUUUAUCAGAAACCAGGCACUAGUUAGGUUCAUAGAUGUUUUAUAGUCAUUUGAAUGUAUAAGGCGGCAACCAGAGACUAAAUAAAAGGACACCAUUAAUAUAACCCCAGAAUCUGGGAAAACGUUUUAGGAAACAGCUCACGGUGUCAUAUUUGAAGACAGGAAUGCAACAUAUAGAAAAUGCAUGACUUUUUCCAUUAUGGAUGUAAUUUAAAUGAAAGGGGAUGUUUUUACAGAGAAACACUGUUGUUUAUUCAGUAUAUUUAUUUAUCUGCCUUUAAUGAACACUGCUUCCCAUAAGACCUAGACUUUUGCAAGGUAAAUUGUUACUGUUUCACAACAGAGGCGAGUGCAUGAGUGGGUUGAGGGGCCAAGGUGAGUCCAGACAUGUCUGUAACAGCAGCAGGACAGAGAGGAUGACGACGAUGACUAUAAAGAGAUGUGAUGUGACUACAGAGUAUGAGCAGAAAUUACCAAACGAGAAAUGUCUCAGACUGGAGGAUUUGUUCCUGUAGGAGGGCGGGGAGCUUUUUCCAUGUCUGUGAUCAGGGGCCCAUUGUGUCAGAAUGUGUCCAUGGCUGUCGGCUACUUGGAGUUAACAAAGCAGCAAUAUUAUUUUAUAACAACAUAUUAAUCGUGCACAGUUUGUUAGAAUUGGGGUUUUAAAUACAAGUCCUGACACACGUUACAAAUGUGCCUCCCUCCUCUGAAACUCUGCCAGUCAGAAGUCUCUACACCCACCCUGACGCUGCGACUACAUCAUCAAAACAUUGUUCAAGAUAAUACAUCAGCUCUGAUCUUCAUCUGACUUUCCCACGUUUUGAGGAUUAUUUUUGCCUCUUCAGUCUGAUCCCGGUGACACUCGAGCCGCUCGAUACCUGCAGCUGAACAACAGCCACCUGUACCCUCUGGGACCCCACCCAGUCCUCUGCUGCCUCGCUCGCUCCACCCACCCAGCCCCAAGAACAGUGCUCAUCAGAUUUCAUGUCCCUGUGUGAACAUCAUCACUCUGCAGACAAUACUGAGGCAGAGACGUCACUGGAAUCGACUCACCUGGAAACACCUGAGCUCAGCAGCAGAAUUUUUAGAAUAUUACAAUGGGCUGCUUCACAUUUGUCAGAUUGAUGAUGGUCUUGUUCAACUUGCUUAUCUUUGUGGCCGGGCUGGCCCUGCUGUCCGUGGGGAUCUGGGUGAGUGUGAACGCGGCCUCCUUCCUGCAGCUGCUGGGGCCAUUCUCCACCCAGGGCACAUAUUUUGUCAAUGUGGCCUUUUUCUGCAUCGCCAUCGGGGUUCUGCUGAUGCUACUGGGGUUCCUGGGCUGCUGGGGGGCCCACAAACAGAGCAAAUGUCUGCUGCUCACGUUCUUUUCUGCCAUCCUCAUCAUCUUCAUCGCUGAACUGGCAGCAGGAGUCGUGGCUCUUGCCUACUCUUCAUUUGCUGAGGGGAUUCUGAAAAGGUGGGCGACCCCGGUGUUACGGGAAGAGUACGGCACUGAUCCUGUGGCCACUAAGAUCUGGAACAACACCAUGACACAGCUGAGAUGCUGCGGCUUCACCAACUACACAGACUUUGUCGGCUCAAAUUUUGAAAAGAUGACCGGAGGGUACCUGCCGUCCAGCUGCUGCUGGAGCAACAGCACCUCCUGCAGCCAGGACGAGGCAGAGGCCAGCGCUGUGCAGGGCUGUUUUCCACACCUCCUGGAGACGCUCAAAAAGCAUGCCAACAUCGUGGGAGGCGUCGCCGCAGGAACUGGACUACUGGAGAUUGCUGCCAUGAUUGUGUCCAUGUACCUGUACUGCCACCUGGACAACAGUGUCAGCUGAGACUCCUUCGGACUUGAAAACAUGAC
Molecule: messenger RNA, 1949 nt
Organism: Monopterus albus (swamp eel)
Lineage: Eukaryota; Metazoa; Chordata; Actinopteri; Synbranchiformes; Synbranchidae
Gene: tspan1
Product: tetraspanin 1
Exons: 8
Coding region: 1198-1923 (241 amino acids)
Cellular component (GO): plasma membrane
Source: RefSeq, a predicted model, not a curated record